Messenger RNA from Solanum stenotomum, 1050 nucleotides. RefSeq lists its product as uncharacterized. Bases 1 to 1050 code for a protein of 349 amino acids. The record is from RefSeq and is a predicted model, not a curated record. Lineage: Eukaryota; Viridiplantae; Streptophyta; Magnoliopsida; Solanales; Solanaceae. The transcript has a single exon.
AUGGUGCAUAUCCUUCAUACUAAUGGACAAUUCACUGGUCUCCCCCAUGAGGAUCCUCAAGUCCAUCUUCGGACUUUCAUAGACAUUAUCAAUACAUACAUCCCAAUUGGAGUCUCAUCAGACUAUGUAAGGUUGACUUUGUUCCCAUAUUCAUUGUUAGGAGCUACAAGGCGUUGGUUAGACUCUGAGCCACCAAACUCCAUCACUACUUGGGAUGAUCUAGCAAAGAAGUUCUUGAGUCGAUUUUUUCCCUCCAAGAAAACCGCCAAGCUGAGGAGUGAGAUAAUAAACUUUGCUCAAAAACAAGGAGAUGACAUGUACCAAGCAUGGGCACGUUUCAAACAAAUGUUGAAUGCUUGCCCACACCACAUGCAAACCAAUGAAGUACUUUGUCAUACUUUUUUUGAAGUUUUAGACUAUAAUGCUCGUUCUCUUCUUAAUAGUGCAGCAGGUGGACAAGCCCUAGCCAUAACAAGUGAAGAAUUUUUCGCCUUACUCGAUAAACUUUCUAAAGGGAACCAAGGGUAUGAGGGUGAAAUGGCUAGAAUUCCAACCCAAAAGGUUGUAGGGAUCUUAGAUGUAGACCAAGCUACUGCCAUAAAUGCUAAACUUGAUGCAAUGCAACAUAACAUUACAUUGCAAUUAAAACAAAUAGCUCUAAAUCAGGCCCCGGUAAAUGUAGUACAACAAGAAGCAAAUUGGUGUGAGGUAUGUGGUAGUGGAACACAUGAAACAGAGCAAUGUGAAGCAAACCCGAAUUCUGUAAACUAUGUGGGUAAUGCGCAAAGGAGUGGAGUGCAACAGAAUUAUGGUAACACUUACAACCUUAGUUGGCAAAACCAUCCUAACUUCUCAUGGGGUGGGAACCAAAAUCAAAAUCAGACGCAAGGGGUUAACCAAUACCGUUCUCAAGGGGCUGGGCAACAAUACUACAAUUCUAACCAAGGCUCAAAUGCUAGUGCACCUAAAGGGGGGAUGACUAAUGAAGAGCUACUCCAAAAGCUCAUGACUGAAAUAGGGACCAAAUUAAAUGCUAGAAUAGAUAAUUAG